AACUCAAAAACUAAAUCACUCCAAUUUACCGACAAACAAGUAAUUACAACAAUUUAAGGCGUGCUCCGCUUCACUGAAGCCAAUCGAAAUUCGUUCCACGGGCUGGUGGGCGGAGCUUACUCAUUGAGGCUUAGGGGUUAAUAGGAGACAAAUGGUUUCUCUUGCAUGUCGCCGAUAGGUUCAUUCAUAUGAUAUCAAUUCGACUGGCUACAACUAAGAUAAUUGUCACUUCGAAUUAUCAUAACUUAUUGAUAAAAGUGUGGGUUUUAUAAAUACCGAGACGUUUUCCAAAAUACCAAAACACGUGGAGACCACAGGACUUCCAGCAAUAUUCCUUUAACUUAUGGAAACUUUGAAAUGAUUUCAUGAUCUUGUGAGACUCUAGAUGGAUGAAAACAAAGUUUACGAAGUCUGGACCACAUUGAAAAAAAGAAUUGUUUGAUUUUUCAUUUUAUAUUCGAAGGAUAUAUUAUUUCUGUGAAGAUUUUAACGGACAAGGUACCUAACAAUAUAUAGCAGUGACAUCACCAAAUAAUUGAAGAGGUGUCUGAUUUAAAUAAUGAAUCGACUGGACCUAUUAUCACUUUUAUUGGGAGUUUAUGUAUUAUUGCACCUCACCUCUCUUGCCGACAGUAUCAAAUGGCUUUCGUUAGCCGUGUCUUCGGGCGCUGCUGCAUCUGUUAGCGCCGCCAAUUAUUGUGACUCUCUGGUUGGGUUAGUCAAAAGACAGAGAAGAAUCUGUAAAAAGAAUUUAGAAGUUAUGGAAAGCGUGAAACUAGGCGCUCAUGAAGCCAUAGAAGAAUGUCAGUACCAGUUCAAGAAUAGACGCUGGAAUUGUAGCAUGGUGGAUCCCAAAUCACUAUUUGGGAAUGUGUUAAAAUUAGGAACAAGGGAAGCAUCUUUUGUUCACGCAAUAUCAGCAGCGGGCGUGGCUCAUGCUGUAACCAGGGCGUGUUCGAGUGGAAAACUCAACAAGUGUGGUUGUGACAGAACUGUGAGAGGACCGAGUAAAGACGGGUUCGAAUGGUCUGGUUGUUCAGACAAUAUUGCGUAUGGGAUUGCAUUUUCUAAGACAUUUGUCGACGCUAGAGAAAAGAAGUCAAAGAAAAGUGGCAAAAAUGCAGGGAGAAGAUUAAUGAAUUUACACAACAAUGAAGCCGGUCGCUUGGCUAUUGAACAGAAUAUGAAAGUAGAAUGUAAGUGCCACGGCGUGUCGGGGUCAUGUGAGCUGCGGACUUGUUGGCGGGCAAUGGCACCCUUCAGGGAAAUAGGGGGGAUAAUUAAAGAGAAGUUCGACGGAGCGACGGAAGUGAAGGCUGUAAUGACAAAAAAUCAUCCAAGGCUUGUGCCUACAAAUCCACAGUUUAAGCCACAUACUAAGUACGAUUUAGUGUAUCUUGUAGCAUCUCCCGACUUUUGUGAAGCCGAUCCGAAAACAGGUUCGUUUGGAACCAAAGGUCGUGUGUGUAAUAAGACAUCGAAAGCCAUUGAUGGCUGUGAACUGAUGUGUUGUGGAAGAGGAUAUGAAACGCGCAGGCGUAAAGUAGUGGACAGGUGUUUCUGUAAAUUCCAUUGGUGUUGCUUCGUCACGUGUCAGGAAUGUGAGAGAGAAAUUGAAGAGCAUACUUGUAAAUGAAAAAGAAAAAAAUAAUAUCUACUUAUAGACUAAUGUGAAAUCCCCGUCUAGAUAUUAAACUGAAAUCCCGCCAAAAGACUCUUUUUAAUCAAGAGAUAUGAAUGGCAGCCUCUGUAAAUUGUCGCUAUGAUGACAAAAUUCUCUAUGCAAGAGAAAAGCACAAAAAUACGAAGUAAUCUCUCAGUAACUACCAUCCUUAUCAAGAGAAGCAGAAUUGCAAUAAACUCAAAGGAAAUGGUUCAAAUGGUCCAAAUCCGAAACAGUGCAUUGGUCCAAAUCCGAAACAGUGCAUUGCUCCAAAUCUGUGCACCAGUAAUGCAGACAUCAUCACAAAUCAGUGCUGUAAGUGUAGACAUACAGGGGGUAACAAUACUCAUAAGACAUCUUGAAGACAUAAUGAUAUUGUGAUCAUGUGAUAUAUAAAUCAUGUAUCUGAUAUAUUCCUUUUCCGAUACCUCAUGUCAUUAUCAUUUGAUACACAUUUUAUGACUUCAUACUGUUCAUAUCUAUUCCAUAUAACCAUUUUACUAUAGAUUAGUUAUUAUUUAUGAAUUCCUAAAGCGUACCCAAAUACAUGUGCCCCCUGUUUAAGAAAGUGCUACUAUCGUUUAAUUUUUGCCUGUCUUGCCUUGUUUUAACCCCCCCCCCCAAGUUCCCCCACCCCCCACCCCAGGAAAAAAUGAUUUCCAAAAAUACUCUUGUUCUGGCUAAUACAACUUAAAUUCCCAAUUUUAAUCCACAUUAUUUCUCGCAUACAAUUGUUAUUUUCGUAACGUUAUUUAUUUAUAUGAAUCAAAAUUAUUUUCAUUGUUGAUAUUGUAAAUAAAAGGUACAGAUACGUGUGUACGAUAUAUGUAAAAUGCAAUACAAACCAAAUUGUGAUAUUAGUGUUUAUAUGUCUCAUGAAUGAGUGAACAAAAUUA
Saccostrea echinata is the source of this 2559-nucleotide messenger RNA. Its product is annotated as protein Wnt-4-like. Gene Ontology annotation, molecular function: frizzled binding; cytokine activity. The record is from RefSeq and is a predicted model, not a curated record. Gene Ontology annotation, cellular component: extracellular region. Lineage: Eukaryota; Metazoa; Mollusca; Bivalvia; Ostreida; Ostreidae. Bases 560 to 1636 code for a protein of 358 amino acids. The transcript is spliced from 4 exons. Gene Ontology annotation, biological process: canonical Wnt signaling pathway; cell fate commitment; neuron differentiation.